AUGGUGGGAAACGUGCUGCUGAACCCAGGUCGAGGCUCAGCCGUAUGCCGCUUACCUCUGAAUGAGAAGUGGGUCAAAAACGAGUCGGGUUUUUUUCACAAACACAUCAGAGACCCGCAGUUCAGCUACAGCGCCCCUUCAGGUGAAGCCUUUUAUACCUGUUUGGUGUUGCCAGGAGACUUCUUAAAACAGAAACAAGUCUCCUGAAUGUUUUCUUCCCCUGCAGAACUUUUAACACUGGAAGUUAUGGAAAACUCUAAUGAGGUGGAUCAGUCUCAUGAAAGGGAGAGGCUUAAGAUGAGGAUUGCUGUUUUGGAGGAAAGUGUGAAGUCCUGUGAGGUGGAGUGUAAAUCCAGCAGAGAGACGGUGCUGAGGCUGGUGGCAGAGCUGGACCGAGAGAGGAGGAAGACUGCCAGCAGUGCAUCAGCGCUCGAUUCACUCAAAGUGGAGUUAGAUGGCCUGGUAGAGGGAAGGAGGAGUGUAGAGAUGGAGAAGGGAACCCUAAUGGAGAGGGUGGAGGCAAGCAAAAGGGUCGUCGAGGCUGCCAGGCGAGAGUCCCAUUGUUUGGAGAAACAGGUGAAGGAGUUUGAGAGAAAGCUACAGUUGAGCCAAGGAGAAACUCAAAGAGCUGGGGAGAAACUGCAGAUGUUCCUGGAAAAGGUGGUCGGUCUGCUGCAGGGGAAGUCUGAGAACGUCAUCCUGCCCACAGAGGAAGAUGUUCUAUACACAUUGGACAACCUUUGCAAUAAGUCCUUUCCAGAGAUGGAGGCCCGUCUGUGUCAUUUCUCUGAGGAGCUCAGCGAGCAGACGGAGAUUCAGCACAGUGCACUUCAGAGGGCUCAGCUUGCGGAGCAGCAAGUCCAGGACCUGAGGGAGAGACUGCAAGCUCUGGAGACCGAGCUGCUGACUGCAGACAUGCAGCAUGACGGACUGAGACAUAGCAAACUGCAUUAUGAAGAGUUCCUGGAGCAGCUGUCAGAGAUGAUGAAGAUUGACAGUAUCGCAGUGGAUCUUGGGUUCGACAUGAGGCUUAAACUCAUCCUGUCACGAGCAGAGCAGCUUGUUAAACAAGAGACAACUGCUUUGGUGGAGAACAAAAGUCUGAGUUACAGUCUACAGAGAAAGUUAAAGGCACAGAAAGACCAACUUGACAGCAAAGGCCUCCACAUCCAGCUUCUUAGGAAGAAGGUGUCAGAGCUGGAGGAGGAGAAGAGGAGCAGAUCAGCGCUGGCCGUGGAACGAGAUGAUGCUCAACUGGAGGCCAGGAGGCUGCAAAAACAACUGCAGCGUCUCCAAGGCGAGCUGAAGGCCAGCAGGCAGUCUAAGACUGAGCUCAAGGCCCAGCUGUCCCAUACCAAUGAGCUCAAGUUGAAAGUGAUGGAGCAGAGUCAGACUGUGCAGGAGCAGAAAAAGAGGCUGGAUCAGCUGGUGGAGGGGAAGGCCAAGGUGGAGAAGAAGCUGAACACAGUGAGCUUAGACCUACAGUGUCAAGAGCUGAAGACCAGAGAGGACCUGCAACAGCUCAACACCCUGAGACAGAGCCUGGCUCAGCUCUCUGAGAGGGAGAGAGAGCUGGUAGACUUCCAAAUGGUUGUUUCCAAAAUGUUGGGUGUGGAUGACACAAACCUGGCUCUUCCAAAUUAUGAAAUCAUCAAACUACUGGAGACCCUUCUUCACUCUCAUCACCACCACCACCUCCUUCAUCAUCAUGUCAAUAUGCCCUGGCACUGUCCUACUCACCAGAGGCCUCAUCGCCCUCAAAUCCUGGACCUUCAUCAUACCUCCUCCUUGGAUCUUUCUGCUUCCAGGUCUACUUUUCAAGAUGAUGCAGUUCCCUUUCAGGAAGCCUGACGUUGAUUAUGCCA
Labrus bergylta (ballan wrasse) is the source of this 1865-nucleotide messenger RNA. RefSeq names its product coiled-coil domain containing 170 (gene ccdc170). The record is from RefSeq and is a predicted model, not a curated record. Lineage: Eukaryota; Metazoa; Chordata; Actinopteri; Labriformes; Labridae.